AUGGAGCCACUGCCCAGCUUGCUGGUAAACCGCUCUCCAGAGAGGCCUGCUGGAAAGGUGGCCAGGGAGUUCCUGACAGUUAGCCGUGAGGUGCACCGGCUAAAGGUCGCCUGCAUCUCCACUCCAGAGGCUGGUCACCUGGUCCCUGCAGUGCAGAUUGCAAAAGCCUUGGCUCGGCGAGGGCAUCAGAGUGCCCUGGUCACCUUAGACUGUGCCCGACAAAAGUUCGCGAAAGGCUGCGAGGCAGCCGGCUGCGAGUUCGUCGGCCUGGCAAGGGGCAUCCAGGGCUCGGAUGCCGAGAGUGGACGGGCCGCUGAGCUGACGUCGAAAGGACUCUUUGGCAUCCUCUUCAGGCACUAUGACCAGGCGAUGAGGGAGGAAUUCCGAAGCUGGCUACAGUCGGAGCAGCCAGACGUCGUCGUGGCGGACAUGGUGACUUUGGCAGCCGUAACGCCUGCGAGGGAGUGUGGGAUCCCUGUCAUCUUGAAUGUUCCGGGGCCGCUGGAGCUCUUCAAGAACAUGGGCAUCUCGCUUGUGCUGAUGCUUUGUACCAUCUCCUUCCUCAAAACACGGAGCUUUACAGACACCAGAAUCAUGCUGCAGGUAAUGUGCGAUCUCAUGCCUGCAUUCAGCACCCAGCUGUGCUUGGUGAACAGCUUCUUCGGCCUGGAUGCUGCACGGCCAGUGCCUCCCAACAUCAUCAUGACCGGCUCAACAGCCCCAAGACCCUCUUCGAUCUUGCGGGAAACCUCGGAUGAGCGUUUCAAUGCGUGGCUGCAGCGAGUCCGCGGCAUGGGGCUUCGGAUCAUCUACGUGACCAUGGGCAGCAUGCAGGUUUUGAAGCCCUUCCAAGUACGAGCCUUGUUCGAGGGUCUCCAGGCAGUGUCGCCACGCUGUGCAGUGGCUUGGUCUUUGAAGUCGGAGCAACAGGAGAUGUUGCCGGUGGGCAAAGAGGCAUUGCCUGCGCACUUCUUUAUCCAGAAAUGGUUACCGCAGGGCGAGGCAUUGCAGCUCCCUGACGUUGCGGUGGUUGUGACGCAUUGCGGCUUUGGUGGGCUUAACGAGACUAUUGCUGCUGGAAAGCCACUCGUUGCAUUGCCGUUCCGCGCCGACCAGCCCGCCAAUGCCAAGCUUGCUCGUGAACGGGGCCUGGCGGAGGUCCUGUCACCAGCAAAACUCACUGCCGCUGAUGUCACCACCGCCGUCAGCAAGGUCCUUGCUGAUGGCAGCUACGCCAAGCGAGCUUUGGAGCUGCAGCGGUCGAUGCUGAAGACCGGAGGCGCAGAGGCCUGUGUAGAUGCGAUCGAGCACUUCGUUGAGCAUGGCGGUUGCGAGGAGCUCUUCGUCAGGAAGCCUUCCUGGCAUCAGAGCUGUCGCAAAGCCCUCGUGCCUUUCACGCUGAUGGCGGCAAUUCAAGAGCUUGUCCUUUCGGAGGUUGAGUACAAGGUUCAGGAGAAGACGGAAGAGAUGUGGAACAGGGGCAAGCAGGUGGUCGCGCAGAUGAAGCAGCGCCACCAGCAGACCGUGCAACAGCACCUGGACGAAAUUGCGCGUCUCAAGAAGAGCAGCCAGGACUUGGAAGAGGAAAAUAUGCGACUGAAUCAGCUCGUCCACGACCUGGCCACUGGACUCACGGCUGUCGGUGGCAACUACCUCAAUGGCAAGGACUUGCCCUAUGGAUCUCCGGACUCUUGCGCGAGUACCGCAGUCGAAGAGCCCGAGGCCAGUAAGCAAGUGGAGGCUGCGACGCCAUUCACUCCCAAGCCACGAACAGAUCCAGACACGCCUCCGUCUGCGUUGCCGGAGGUGCCGGCUUUCCCGCUUCUCGGCUCCCCGGUGCCCCUGUCGGCACCCAUCUCUCUGGCAGAGUCGCUGGGUCAGGCGACUCCUCAACGCACGCCGGUGUCAUUGAUGCAGUCCUUGAUUGAGAUGCCAUCCCCCUUCACUGUCAAUGGGCGUGCAGGGGCAGGCAUGGUUGGUGGAAACGGCAUCUUUAGCUUCACGUUGCGCAAGGCAGAUGGCACCGAGCUCGGGCUCAACGUGUCACACUCCAACGACGAUCGUGUGCUGUGUGUGGAGGGCAUCCGCCCGGGCGGAGCUGUGGAAGCCUGGAAUCGCCAGUGCCUGGGCCCAGGAAGCACUUUCACGGAGAAAGCCGUGUUUCAAGGAGAUCGCAUUAUCAGUGUUAACCAGAUCUGCUACGACCCCAACAAGAUGCUCCAGGAGUGCAAGGAAAAGCAGCUGCUGAAGCUCACGAUCGCUCGCGGCAAUGUUUCUCUGCCCUCAGCCCCGGCUCAGGGGCCUGGAUCUGCCUCCCUCCGUGCAGAUGCCUCCGAGUUCGUGGCGUCCUCAUUCGAAAAUGUGCGAUGGUUCUUCUUCGCCUGCAGCUUUCACUUCGGAGAGGGUCCGCUUUUGAAUCAAGCCCCUCAAGAAUGGAAUCUUUUGGCUUAUUUCGGUUUCGUGCCGCCGGCCGUAUGCCAUGGUGCCGCUCACAUCCUACACCCACUACAUCUGCUUCUUCUUGCAUUUUAUCUUCCCAGGUGCCCGGUGUGA
Molecule: messenger RNA, 2553 nt
Organism: Symbiodinium sp. CCMP2456
Lineage: Eukaryota; Dinophyceae; Suessiales; Symbiodiniaceae
Source: the annotation of a GenBank genome assembly